This is a messenger RNA of Rotaria sordida, 6177 nucleotides long. The record is from the annotation of a GenBank genome assembly. NCBI's taxonomy places the organism in Eukaryota, Metazoa, Rotifera, Eurotatoria, Philodinida, Philodinidae.
AUGCAACGUUCAAUAGAAUCUGAUUUUGAAGAUGAAAAUGAAAUAUGUUAUACAUCAAAACGACGUGCACAUCCUAUAUCUCAACAUUAUGACGAAGAUUCAUUUCCAUCAUCAUCUUGGACAAAUCCAAAUGAACAUGAUAUUGAAGAAGAUCAAUGUAGUUCAUCUAUUGAUUAUUAUCAUAAUAAUAAUAAUAAUGAUGUUGGUAUUGAUGAUGAAAUAUUUAAUUUACCAAUAAGUUCAAAUGAUUUAUCUGUAACACCAAAACAAGCAUUACAUUUAGCAACAAUUUAUGAAUUUUUACGUCAUUUUUCAUCAAUAUUACGUCUUUCACCAUUUUUAUUUGAACAUUUUUGUACAUCAAUUAUUCAAUCAAUUGAUAUAAAUAAUAUAUUAUUUUCACAAAUUCAUAUAUGUUUAUUACGUUUAUUAAUUAAACAAGAUGAUGAUGAUAGUAUAACAUAUGCAUCAGAAACUGAUAUUAAAGGUAUUAUUGAUUUAUCAUUUGUUACUAUAGAUUAUAUAACAUGGCCAUAUAUAUUACAAUUAUAUGUUACAUCACAUCCACAAUUAAAAAUAUUUAUAUCAAUUGUUAAAGAUUAUCCAUUUAAUAUUAAUAUUCAAGAAAAAAUCGAUCUUUUAUUAGCUUUAUGUGAUGUUGCAUUAACAACAAAAACAAUACGAAGAGAAUUUGAUGAUACUAAACCUAAACAACAUGAUGAUAAUUGUAGAAAAUGUCAAAAACGUGGUGAUUUACUUUGUUGUGACCGUUGUGAAGCAACUUAUCAUCUUGCUUGUCUUAAUCCACCAUUGACAAGUGUACCAACUGUUGAAUGGUUUUGUCCUGUUUGUAUACAAAAUCAAGUACAUGGUGUAACAGAUUGUAUUCCUCCACGAGAAAAUCGACCAUUUUAUUUACGUCAUCGAUGUAUUGGUCAUGAUCGAGAACAACGAAGAUAUUGGUUUGUUUGUCGUCGUCUAUUUGUAGAGGAUGAAACCGGUGAAGAUGUACGAUAUUAUUCUACAUUGGAUCAAUUUGAAAAUCUUUUAUCCUAUCUUGAUGAAACAGGACCAGAAAAAUUAUUAGCUUAUCGUUUACAAAAACGAUAUAAUGAUAUAGCACGUUGUAUGAAAAUAACAAUUGAUCUUCAAGCUACGUCUAUACCAUUAGAUAGAUCACCAUCAAUGACAAAUAUAAUGUCAACAACGAACGAUUAUGUAUCAACAUUAGAUGAUGAUGAUCAAAAAUCUUUAUCAAUGUUUACAGAUGGUUUAAUACCAUAUCAUUUUAAUGAAUUCAUAACAUCAAAUAUUGAUUAUGAACAUCUUAUUGAUAUUAUUAAAUUAAAAAUAAAAUCAAAAAAAAAUAUUUUUAUUAUGCAUGGUCAGAUAGAUGGAAUUGUUGAUAAUGAUAAUGAUGAAAAAGAUAGAAAAUCAUUUAUUAAAAAACGAGAAUUUUUUGUUCAUUCAACUAAUAAUUAUAAUUAUUCAUCAAAAAUCAAUGGACAAAAUCAUUAUACGAAUGAAUUGCCAGUAUCGAAUGAUUUAAUCUCUAUGUCACGAUUUAAUCCAUCCAAUAGAUCUUUAUUAGAAGAACGAUUACGACGUAUACAUAAUAUAUAUAAUGAAACAAAAGUUACACUUAAACGUUUAAAUGAAAAUGAUAUUGAUGAAACAAUCUGGCAACGUUAUGAACAGUAUCAAACAAUGAAUAGAUUUCCUUCUCAUAAUCGUAGCAAUACUUAUUCCACUAAUAAUAAUAAUAAUCGUCCGUAUCCAACAACUCAUACAUCCUAUCCACGUAGUAAUUAUUAUCGUGAUUAUUAUACUGGUAAUAAUUAUGAAGAUGAAGAUGGAAUGUUACUUGAUAAUGAAUAUGAUGAUUUUGGUGAUGAUUUUUUUCAACAAGAAGAAAAUAUUGAUGAAUUCGACAUGCCAUUCAGGAAAUAUGAAAGUAAUCGAGUUUAUCGAGGUACAACUCGUGGACGUCCUCGUGGUCGAGGUCGACCACCAUUAUAUGGUGGUCGAGCUGGACGUGGUUCUCAUCAUGGUCAUCCACCACGUGGUGUUAAUCAUUUAACAACAGGUUCAUUUCAAUCAAAUCAACGUUUAAUUCAACCAAAAAUAGAAUCUCCUAAAUUAAAUGAACAACAACAGCAACCUAUUAGAAAUAAACGUAAACCAGUUAAACUUAAAUCUGUAACAGUAACAACAACAACAGACGAAAAACCAAGGCGACCAGGAAAAGUUUUACGUAGUGGAAGAAUAUCAAGAAAACCACGACGAGAUUCAGAAACAGAUUUUGGUUCAGAUAAUUCAGAUGAUAGCGGAGCAAAAGAUAAAGAAACUGGUUCGGAUGAUGAUGAUGAAGAAUUUGAUUUAACACAACUUGGUCUUGGUUUUGGUAAUUCAUCAACAAUUGUAACUAAAGGACGUGAUGGUUCAUCAUCAUCAUCAAAUGAUUCAUUAACUGUAACAAAUCUUCCAUUAACUAAUUUUGCUGCAUUUGCACAAAGUCAAUUAUUAGCAACAAAUUUAGCUAAUGGAUUAUUAAAAACUAAUGAUGAAUUAAGUAAUGAUUCUGAUUUUAGUAUAGAUGGCUUUGGAACAGAUGAAUCUGAUGAUAUUUUAAGUCAGAAAACAAAAAUAAACAGUGGAAAUACAGAUGAUGAAGAUCUUGAUGAUUUUACAUAUAGUCAAACAAUGUUAUCACUUAUUAAGAGUAUGCAACCAAAUCAUGUUAAAAUUGAUCUUGAUCUUGUACCACAAAAUAAAAAUCUUAAUAGUAAUAAAGACGAUAUUCUUCCAUCAACAAGUCAUCUUCAUUAUGAAAAUUAUUAUCAAACAAAUCCUCUUGCAACAAGAAAACAAAUGUUAUUAAAUGAACGUGAUCGACGUGCACAUUUAGCACGUAAAUUUAGUAUAAAUCAUUCACCAACAUUUUCAUGGUAUUCACCCUCAUCAUCAAUAACAUCAAAUUAUACAUUAAAACAACUUUCAGAUAUUUUACGUAUAACAUUAGUCUAUUUUGAAAAUACAAUACCAUUACCAUUUAUGCAUUCACAUUGGAAACAUUAUCGUUAUAUAUGGGCUAAACAAUUACUUGAUUUUAAUCAAAAUCUAUCAUUAUCAAAAUUAAUUUAUCUUUUACUUCAAUUUGAAACUUGUAUUAAAACAGUUUCAUAUUUUGAUUUAUUUACUGAUCAAGUUGGUUAUUUAAAAUUUCGUCGUGAAACAGAAAAAGAACGUGAUGAAGCUAAAAAAGAAGAAAAAGAUGCAUUUAUAAGACGUAAAAUUGAUGCUGAUUCAAUUAUACAAUAUGUACAUUUUACACGACCAUUAAAACAUAGUGUACAUAAACAACGUGGUGAAGAAUAUCGUUUAACUGGUGGUCAAGGAUGGACAUUUAUACGUUCAACACGACAUAAAUUAAUUGAAAAUAAUAAAAAAAAAUCAUUUGAUAUUAAUUCAUUAUUAAUACGUCGUGAAAAUAUGUCAAAUGCUAUAUUAAAUGAACGUAAUAGAAUAAUUAAUUUAAUUGAAAUUAAACUUAAAAAUGAUUUAGAUAAUGAUAUUAAUAUUGAAAAUGAAUUAAAAAAUUUAUUAUUAACAGCUAAAGAUGAUAAUGAUGAUUUAAUUGAUGAUUUAACAUUUAUUAAUUAUAAAAAAAUUGAUUAUAAUGGUAUAUCUUAUCGAUAUCCAAUUAUAUUAGAUGAUACACGUCGACCAUUUCAUUUAACAACAUUAAUAAAUGAAAAAAAAUCUAUUAAAAAUCCAUUUCAAUUACCAUUACCAUGGACAUUUUCAUUUAAUAAAUCUAUAUUAUCAAAUAUAUUUAUACUUCCAUCUUAUAUACUUCGUCGUCUUGCACGAGCAUCAAUAUCAUUAAUUGAUAUACCUGGUUUUAUUAAUUCACGUUUAAGUGGAAUUGGAACAAGAUUUGGUUGGCCUUAUCCAUGUGGUAGACCAUCAGUUCGAACAGCAUGGUGUUAUAAAGUACAAACAAGUACAUCAUUUUUUGCAAUUGCUCAUCAUAUCAAAUAUUUAUGGAAUUGUAUAAGAUGGGAUCUUCUGACAGAAAAACUUUCCAAUAUUGAUGAAUCAUCUAUAACAACACAUGUUGAUAAUGAUGGUAUAGCAACAACAAUUCAAGUUUUAGCUAAACGUGAUUCUGGUCCAUAUAAUUCUUAUUGUGAAUAUUUUGUUCGUAAAACAAUACAUCCACAAACAAAUGAAACAUCAAAUUUUAAUAUACCUAUAUCAAAAUCACGUAGUCGUGCUAUUCCACAUCCAUCAUCAAUAUUAACAUCAAAUCGUUUAAUACUUAGUGAACAAUGGUUACCUGAAAGACAACUUCAACCAAAUCAAAUUAAAUAUUAUUAUCAAUGUUUACAAGAUAAAUCUUAUAGACCUAAACCAUUUAUUGUUCGUAUACCUCAUUUACAACCUAAAUCAACAUUAAAUACUGAAAGUGGAAAAGUUGUUAUUGUCAAAACAACUGGAGAAUCAUCAUCAACAAAUCUUCCCAUACAACAAAAAUCAUUUUCUGUUGUUAAAUUACCUGAUGGACAAAUUAUUCUUGUUCCAACAACAACUUUUCAACAAAAUGAUAAUGGAAUUUCAAAAAUUAUUAAAGCAUCACCAUCACCACCAAAAUCUCAAUCACAAACUAUUUCUAUUAGUCCACAAGAACGUCGUUUACGUCCAAUAGCACCAGCUCCUAUAACAUCAAUUCAAUCAUCAAAUGAACUAUUAAAUAGUCUUCUUGCUCAACAACAACAACUUCUCCUUCAACAACAACAACAGCAAUUAGAGACAAUCAUACGUUUUGAACAACCAACAAUCAAUGAAGAUACUCCAUUAACAACAAUUUCUGAAACAGUUACAAUCGAUACAAAUGGUUCAACAAUAAAACCUAAAAUUGAAUCAACACCUAUUACUAUACAAAAAACUAAAAAUCUUCGUAAAACAAUACCAAUACCAUCAAUAGUUGAUGAUAAAAAAAUAAAAAUUGAUCCCGAAGACGGCAUUCGAAUGAAAAUUUGUGAAGCUAUUCUUCGUUCAAUGAUAACUAGAAUUGAACGUGAACAAAAUCAAGAAUCAAUGAAAAAACGUCUUAAAAAUUGCAAUACAAUAAUACCAGUAUCUGAUCAUCGUCAAAUAAUUUUAAUACGUUUAUUAAAUGAACGUGUUGAUAGUCUUCGAAAAGAUUUUAUUGCAGAUCGUCUCAAUCGAAAAACGGCAUUAGUCAAAGAACAAGUUCAAACACAACGUCUUAAACAACAACAAAUGAUUCUUAAACAACAACAACAACAACAACAACAACAAGCAAUAAUUGUUAAACAAGAAGAAUUAAGUUCAGAUGAUAAUAAAGAAAAAAUUAUUGUUAUUCCAGAACCAUCUUCAAAUAAAAAAUCAAGAAAAAGUACUGGAAAUGAAAAUAAAAAUAAACGAUCAGAAACACCAAAAUUAUCUGAACAAAAAAUAAAAAGAACACCAGUUAAACGAACACGUCCACUCCCAACAACAAAAACUCCUGAUAAUGAUCAACAACCUGUAUCAAAAAAAGUUCGUCGUUCAAAUGUGAAUGUAUCAUCUGAUAAUGAUGAAAAUCUUCUUAAUAAUCAUAAACCUUCUUCUUCGUCUUCAUCACCAACAACAAUAGCUAAAAUGAAAUCAACUGAAAAAUCUAAAAAAAUUAUAACAAUAAAAAAUUCAUCAAAUAAAAAAGAAAAAACUGAAAUUAAUCUCUCAGAUAUUAAUUGUAGUUGUCAAAGAAUUGAUAUACCAGAAAAAUUUUUUAUACAAUGUGAAUUAUGUUCACGUUGGUUACAUGGCACAUGUGUUAAUUUAACACCACGUCUUGCUGAAAAAUUAAAAGAAUUUAUAUGUCAAGAUUGUACAAAAUUAACACAAAAAGCUAAAGAACGUUUAUAUUGUAUUUGUCAAACACCUUAUGAUGAAUCAAAAUUUUAUAUUGGUUGUGAUGUUUGUGCUGAUUGGUUACAUGGUUCAUGUGUUAAUAUAACACCAGACGAAGCAGAUAAAUUUGAAGUUUAUGUUUGUCCAAGAUGUUCAACAAAGAAAAAACAAGAAUUUCUUAAUAAACCAAUAAAUAAUGAAAUACAAAAAGAUUUAUUAAAUCUUACUGAUCAACUAUUAGUAAAUAAUAUUUAA